Molecule: messenger RNA, 816 nt
Organism: Triticum turgidum subsp. durum (durum wheat)
Lineage: Eukaryota; Viridiplantae; Streptophyta; Magnoliopsida; Poales; Poaceae
Source: the annotation of a GenBank genome assembly
AUGUCCCGUCUACGGUCAAUCACAUGUUUCGGAGAGUGGAAGGCAUUUUUUGUUUGUGACAAGAUGAGGUUGCUACGAGUGCUGGACCUGGAAGACGCAACCGGUCUACAUGAUCAUCACCUUAAGCACAUCGGGAAGUUUCUUCACCUAAGAUACCUUUCUCUAAGAGGAUGUGAUAUUGUUCACCUUCCAGAUUCAUUGGGCAACCUGAGACAGCUUGAGACACUAGACAUUAGAGGUACCAAAAUAAUGAUGCUGCCAAAGUCAAUCGUCAAGCUACGGAAGCUAAACAAUCUUCGUGCUGGGAGGAUUCUGCUGGAUGAGGAUGCCUCACUAGAACUGAUAGAGGAUUAUUUGCCAGAGGUAUUGAAGAACGGGCCAUGCAAUUUAUUUUUCUGGAUGGUGUUAUCUUGUUAUGCCUGUUUACUGUCUUCCAAUGAUACUGACCUGAGCCACCGAGCUAUAUGCACUUUGUUCUGCUGCUCCAUAUUCCCUGCUGCGUUGAUGCGCCUGGAACUAAAUGGGGUUCUAGUGCCAAGAGGAAUGAGGAAACUAGAAGCCCUGCGUACACUGGGUGUUGUGAACAUUGGGCGACGGGGAAAGGAUGUUGUAAAGGACAUAAAACGGCUUGUUCGUCUGCGUAAGUUGGGAGUGACCGGCAUCAAUAAGAGAAACGGGCAAGAGCUAUGUUCUGCAGUUGUUGGCCUGAGCCGUCUGGAAUCAUUGUUGAUACGGUCAGAGGGGGAGCCAGGUUUAUGUGGCUGCUUGGAGGGAAAGUUCACGUUUCCAGAGACACUGCAGAGCCUCAAGUUGUAG